AACACUUGUGCGAGUGACACUCAACAUAACAUCAGCAUCUUCUCUAUCCUUCUGCUACUGGAGAGUUCAGUCCGGUCAUGUCAGUGUGAGUGACACUCACACGAUAACCCUGGCCUUCUCCUAGGAACGACAUACAUACUGUCAUAUACAUAUACAUACAUACAUACAUACCUACAUUUAUAUAUAUAUAUAUAUAUUAUAUAUAUAUAUUAUAUAUAUAUAUGAAUGAUCUUACGCAGAGAUCACACAAAUAUAUCUAGAUUGAUACAGCUUCACAGCACAUGAGUGAGUGCUACACAAUGAUUUCUCCAUCAGCCAGGUAAUGGCAGCAUACAGUUAGCAAACUCUCAAAGGAUCAGACUGUUUCUCUAGUAGUGUCAAAGACAAGGACUAUACAACUCAUGGUGGGGCGGCAGGACAGUGUUGAUUCUACUGAGAGUUUCUUCACUCGUCAUCACAACAGCUGGCAAACAAUGAUGCAUCAACAUAUAGCACUAUCGUUACCUAUGCGGUUUUAUAUUUAUGCCAUCCAUGGCUAUUUCAUUGAAGUGAUGUUCACAGCAGCCUGGGAGUUUGUUGUUAACAUGAAUGUCAAGUUUCCUGGAAACACAAGUGUCUGGUCUCUGUUGAUUUAUGGGGUUGCAAUCCUUGUUGUUGAACAGAUUCAUUAUCGCUUACAGGACACAGUACCAUUGCUGUGUCGAGGACUUAUUUACAUGUUGUGGACUUACCUAUGGGAAUUCAGCACCGGUUAUAUAUUAACACGUUUUGACGCCUGCCCUUGGGACUAUGAUAAUUUUGACUGGGAUAUUAUGGGUCUAGUGACACUUGAGUAUGCACCUUUAUGGUUCUUUGGUGGUAUCCUUACAGAGAAAAUCCUAAUAUUCUAUACUCGUCAUCUAUACUGGGGACCUUACAUGGAUUCAACACGCUACCAAGGGAUGAAUGAUAUCUUUGUUAGACCAUCUGCCAAGAAUCAGUUGUCUGCUCUAUCUGAGGGGACUUUCUGUCUGGAGGUUAUGGAUAAUCUCCUGAAAUCGUGGCCUGGUAGUUUUGCCAUGAAAGAGGGGCAUUGCUGGCUCAUGAUAAACUCUAUAGACAUGGAAUUAUUUUCAGCUAGGCCUCUCUUCGAUGCUUGCAGAGUGAAGAAGCUAUUCUACUCACACUCAUUCAGUAUCCAAGCAUUGUUGACUUGUCAAACAGCUGUUGACACAGGUAAGACUAGUCUGUCUAUCAGUGGAAUCCAUUGUGAUGGGUUCUUUAUUACAUUCCUUUGUCUAAGAAGUUCAUCAUGAUAAUCAUUUUACAACCUUCUUUUAUCUAAGAAAGGCAGGUGGUUUUCUCUGUCUUGUAGCUCUGGCAAAAGAGAUUGUGUGGUGCAUGCAACUUCAAGGACUGAAGAUAGAUAUUUAUUUCUUCAGUCAAGCCCUCAUUGUCUUUAUCAAGUUCCACUUUGUUAAAAGGGGUGUGAAAAUGGUGGACAUGACCCAAAUAAAUGGAUCAAUUGUCAGGUUGCACCGGCAGGCCUAAGACUGCAACUGCAGAGAGUGCUUAGACUUCAUGGUUAAGGUAAUCUUAGAUCUGUGGGGAUUCUGUAUUUAGCCUUUAGGGGUAUACUGUGUAUACUGUAGCUUUCCAUUUAAUUUCAGUGUAAACCUCAAGUGUUUCUGUAACCUAUUCUUAUAUAAUGUCUCACCAUUCAUUGUUUUAGUGGCAAUAAUAAAAAAUUGCUAUUAUUAAGGUGGUGAGCUAGCAGAAUCAUUAGCAUGUCGUGCAAAAUGUUUAGUGACGUUUUGUUCGUUUUUGUUUCAAAUCCAAAUUCCAUAAAGGUCGACUUUGCCUUUCAUCCUUUCGGGGUAGAUAAAAUAAGUACCAGUUGAACAUUGGGGUCAAUCUAAUCGACUUAUCCCCUCCUGCAAAAUUGUUGGCCUUGUGCCAAAAUUUGAAACC
Octopus sinensis (East Asian common octopus) is the source of this 1950-nucleotide messenger RNA. Its product is annotated as transmembrane protein 229B-like. NCBI's taxonomy places the organism in Eukaryota, Metazoa, Mollusca, Cephalopoda, Octopoda, Octopodidae. The record is from RefSeq and is a predicted model, not a curated record. The transcript has 5 exons. The coding region runs from base 402 to 1295 and encodes 297 amino acids.